Cuscuta campestris is the source of this 899-nucleotide messenger RNA. Lineage: Eukaryota; Viridiplantae; Streptophyta; Magnoliopsida; Solanales; Convolvulaceae. The record is from the annotation of a GenBank genome assembly.
GCGAUGGCACUUGAACACUCCACCCAAAUGCUGUGGGUGUGGUGAAAUUGGACACAUCAAACCAAUGUGCCCAAAGCUCAAGAACGAGAAGGACAAGAAGGCACCGAAGAAGCAGCGUGCCUACAUUUCUUGGGAGAACGACGGCUCCGGGAGUGAAGACUCGGAAACGGAAGAAGUGGCCAACUUGUGUCUCAUGGCCAUUGAAGAUGGUGAUACAUCAAAAGAGGUAAGUGAUCAAGAACCUUCUCCCAAUGAUCCUUUAACUCUUAAUGAUGUUGUUUGCAUUGUAGAAGACUUGGUGCCGGUCAAGAAGACGUGUUUCAUCACUGAAGCCAUGUUUUCCCGGAUCAUGUAUCGAGAGGAGGGCGAUGCUGCACCAAAUCUGGACCUGAUAGUCGCCGAAGAAGAAGAAGAAGAGAGCCAAAACGAGACUCAAGCUGAGUCAUCUCAAGCCGGAGGAAGUCGAGCCACGGAGCGCGUCACUCGUCAACGGAGCACUCGUCCAAGAGAAGAAGCACCGGAACCUUCUUGGGUGAAAAAGAUCUUUGAUACUCUCACAUGCAUCCGAGAUGACGUUCGCCAGCUCAACGAGAGGAUGACUCGUCUUGAGCAAUCUCGCUUCUACCGUGGCCCGCGUCACAGUUUUGGAGGAGGAGCUCGUCCGGCGAACUCUAUUUGAUUGUUAUUUUCUUUUUCCUCUUGACUGAUUAUGAUACAUUGUUAUUUGUUAUGACUCUUUUGGUGGAUGAUGAUGUUUCCUUUCGAUGAUGCUAGUUGAUAUUAACUGCUUGUGUAUUAAUAUCAUUGUUGGUUUGGCAAUAUUGUUCUUAUUUAGAACAUAUUGUCCCUUUGUGGCAUUUUUUUAAGAGUUCUCUUUUAAAGAAAACUUUUGCCUUCAA